Olea europaea var. sylvestris is the source of this 2121-nucleotide messenger RNA. Its product is annotated as ATP synthase gamma chain, chloroplastic. Gene Ontology annotation, molecular function: proton-transporting ATP synthase activity, rotational mechanism. The record is from RefSeq and is a predicted model, not a curated record. Bases 1015 to 1920 code for a protein of 301 amino acids. Gene Ontology annotation, cellular component: chloroplast thylakoid membrane. Lineage: Eukaryota; Viridiplantae; Streptophyta; Magnoliopsida; Lamiales; Oleaceae. The transcript has a single exon. Gene Ontology annotation, biological process: proton motive force-driven ATP synthesis.
UACAUUAUAGAGAUAAGAUUCAACUCAAAAGCUUCUGAAACAAACCCACUUUUUCUUCUUCUCCAUUCGUCCAUAGCCACAUUUUUGCAUAGCUCCAAAAAAGGUGCAGAUACCAUCUCUUGUUCAAAUCUGACAAUGUUGGUGUCCUCACGACCUUCUCUCUCUGAUACCUCUUCUCUCUCAUCUCGCUCUUUCCUCAGCCCUUUUCCGCUUCCUGCCCAUAAUUCAAACGCCUCCAGCCCUUCGAAAUUGUUGAAUAGUAAAGACACUUUUAUUGACCAUAAAAGGAUAAGCCACUUUCUUAAUUGUCAAGCAAGAAAGAUACAUGCAUGCUAGUGAUGGUGGUGGCAAAAUUGGAGUUUCCAACUAAUGUUAGCCACAUUUUUUGACUAAAUUGAUAAGGUUGUUGAUAUCUUAAUUGGUAAGAAAGACUCCAUGCAUGCAUACAAAGGAGGUUGAGAAAUUCAAGUUUUCUUUCUCCAUUUACUUGACAAGCCAAAUGUGUAGAGAAUUCUAGCAAAUAAAGGUGGUAGAACUUUAACUCUUCCAAGCAAUUAUGGAGGUUAAAAUUCUCUAUAAAUAUGGGCAAGAGUUUAAGAGAAAAGGGUGUGUCAUAUGGAGAGGAAAAAUUAAGAGAGAAAAUUGUGAGGUAGAGAGAAGAGAAGAGAGAAAAUUUAUUGUUUUUUCUCCUAAGUUUUUUUUUCUACUUGUUUUCUCCUAUUACAAGAGAGAUUAUUCGUUGUUAUCUCCUUGUAUUUAGAGAGAUUGUUGUAAUUCUCCUACUAUAGUGAACCUCUCAUACUUGCCCGUGGACGUAGCCUAAAUUGGGUGAACCACGUAAAUACCUGUGUCCAUUUUUAGCUGUGUUUUCUCAAUUCCAUUAUUUGUCAACCAAACUCAACCCACGCGUUUUCUACCCAACAGAAAUCAUCAGUCACCCCAAUUCAGUGUGGACUUCGUGAACUUUGGGAACGUAUUGAUUCUGUCAAGAACACCCAGAAAAUCACUGAGGCUAUGAAGCUUGUGGCUGCUGCUAAAGUGAGAAGAGCACAAGAAGCUGUGGUCAAUGCUAGGCCUUUUUCUGAAACUCUUGUUGAAGUUCUUUACAAUAUCAAUGAGCAACUCCAAACUGAGGAUGUCGACAAUCCUCUCACCAAGGUUACGCCUGUCAAGAAGGCGGCGCUUGUUGUUGUCACUGGUGAUCGAGGUCUCUGCGGUGCUUUCAACAAUUUGAUCAUCAAAAAGGCUAAGGCCCGUGUAAGAGAAUUGAAGCAACUCGGUCGCGAAUACACUGUGAUCAGUGUUGGUAAGAAGGGUAAUUCAUAUUUUCUCCGUAGGCCAUAUAUCCCAGUCGAUAAGUUCCUUGAAGGUAGUAAUCUUCCUACUGCUAAAGAAGCUCAGGCAAUAGCUGAUGACGUUUUUUCGUUAUUUGUAAGUAAAGAGGUUGAUAAGGUUGAGUUUCUUUAUACAAAGUUUGUGUCAUUGGUUAAAUCUGAUCCAGUGAUCCAUACCUUGCUUCCAUUAUCACCAAAAGGAGAAAUUUGUGAUGUGAAUGGGGUUUGUGUGGAUGCAGCUGAAGACGAGUUCUUUAGGUUGACAACAAGGGAAGGGAAAUUAACUGUGGAAAGGGAUGUCAUAAGGACUCAGACAACGGAAUUUUCGCCAAUUUUGCAAUUCGAGCAGGAUCCUGUGCAAAUUCUUGAUGCUCUGCUGCCACUAUACUUGAACAGUCAAAUCUUGAGAGCAUUACAGGAAUCACCAUCCAGUGAACUUGCUGCUAGGAUGAGUGAGAUGAGCAAUGCUACUGAUAAUGCAGUCGAAUUGAAGAAAACAUUGUCUCGAGUAUACAACAGACAACGUCAAGCAAAGAUUACUGGAGAGAUAUUGGAGAUUGUUUCUGAAGCCAAUGCUUUGACCUGAGUACAGUUCUUAAAUUCUUGGUCCCUCAUAAUUAUGCUUCUCUGUCAGGUAUUUAUUUUUAUGGGAGAUUCCAUUUUUAUUCCUAUCGUGCUUGUUUAAGAGAAAAAGUACGUUGGAUUAGAUAAAUUUUAUUAUAAUUCUCUUCUCAACUGCAAGAUGAGGAUCUCCAUGUAUUUUGAAACGUAAAGAGUAUUCACUCUA